CUUUGUUUCCUCUGAAUGAAUCGAUGCAAAACAAACAUUUCAAAACAAAUGUGUCAGUUAACUUUGAAACAAGCAGGUAGUACAAGUAAUUAAUUACCGUUUGACUAGCAUUUUCAAACAUUUUUAUAAUGUCGCUGUUUUAUUAUUUUACCAACUAAAUUGAAUAAUUGGGGAGAAGAGUGCUGAAAACUCUUCUUCGAACGCGCAAUUAGAAUAUUAAAAAUGGAAAGAAGUCUUUUUCUUCGGUUUGUUGUAUCAAUAUUGCUGUUGAGUUUGCUAUCAAGUUCUGCUAAGAAAUGCAAAUCCAACUCCAAGAGACCGAACAUAGUGGUUAUCAUGGCAGAUGAUUUGGGAUGGGAUGAUGUCAGUUUUCAUGGCUCGAACCAAAUUCCAACUCCGAAUAUUGAUAAACUAGCAAACGAGGGAGUGAUUUUGAACAGUCACUAUGUCUCACCAACAGGGACACCCACUAGGGCUGCACUUCUCACUGGAAAACACCCGAUUAAAUUAGGUCUUCAGCAUGGGUCCAUAUUCAGCACUCAACCAUAUGGCUUGCCUCUGGAGGAAAUAAUACUUCCACAGUAUCUUAAACCACUUGGUUACGUUACUCAUGGUGUAGGAAAGUGGCAUCUUGGGUUUUUCAAAAAGCAAUACACGCCGGAGAAGCGAGGAUUUCACACAUUUUUUGGCUUUUAUAACGGUCAAGAAGACUAUUGGAACCAUAGAGUCCAUCAAGAGUAUUCUGGAUUAGAUUUAAGACGAAAUGGCAAGAUAGUUGAAAAUCAAAAAGGUCAUUAUGCUACAGACAUGUUCACAAAAGAAACUAUUCAUAUCAUAGAGAAGCACGAUACAGAAAAACCGUUAUUUAUAUACCUUGCACAUCAAGCUGUUCACACAGGAAAUCCUGAAGAUCCAUUGCAAGCUCCAAAUAAACUUAUCAAGAACUUCAUGCACAUUCCAAACAAAGAACGAAGGACGUAUGCAGCAAUGGUCAGUUCACUGGAUGAAUCCAUCGGCGAGGUAACCAAAGCAUUGAAGAAGAAGAAAAUAUACGACAACACCAUUAUCGUGUUUGUCACGGAUAACGGAGGGGCGCCAAACGGAAUGGAAAGAAAUUGGGGCUGCAACUAUCCCCUUCGAGGAGGCAAACAUACACUAUGGGAGGGAGGUGUGCGUGGUCUAGCGUUCGUACACAGUCCCCUCUUGAUUGACAACAAACGAGUUAGUGAAGAAGUUAUGCACGUUACUGACUGGUUACCAACUCUCUACCACGCGGCCGGCGGAGACUUGGAUAAUUUCAAGGUUAAAGUGGAUGGAUACAAUAUGUGGGAUAUGAUAUCAUUUAGUAAGCCUUCCCCCCGGAAAGAAGUGCUCCACAAUAUAGAUCCAGUCACUAAAACUGCUGCAAUCCGGAUGGGGGAAUACAAGUUGAUCGUGAAUCAAAAUAUGAAUUACUAUUCAUCGUGGUUUACCAGGUAAAGUUUUCAUAC
This is a messenger RNA of Dendronephthya gigantea, 1490 nucleotides long. Its product is annotated as arylsulfatase B-like. The record is from RefSeq and is a predicted model, not a curated record. The transcript has 8 exons. NCBI's taxonomy places the organism in Eukaryota, Metazoa, Cnidaria, Anthozoa, Malacalcyonacea, Nephtheidae. The coding region runs from base 223 to 1479 and encodes 418 amino acids.